Ipomoea triloba (trilobed morning glory) is the source of this 3062-nucleotide messenger RNA. RefSeq names its product vacuolar protein sorting-associated protein 52 A-like. Gene Ontology annotation, cellular component: GARP complex. The record is from RefSeq and is a predicted model, not a curated record. Lineage: Eukaryota; Viridiplantae; Streptophyta; Magnoliopsida; Solanales; Convolvulaceae. Bases 674 to 2785 code for a protein of 703 amino acids. Gene Ontology annotation, biological process: retrograde transport, endosome to Golgi; endocytic recycling; Golgi to vacuole transport. The transcript has 23 exons. Gene Ontology annotation, molecular function: syntaxin binding.
UCUCUCUGGUUCUGGCUCUCUCAUCAUCCCCAGCCCCCAGGCUCUUCAGACUUCAAUACCUAAUACCCAUCAUCUCCGAUUACUCCAGCUCGGCAGCGGGGCGAAGUGGGUGACUAACGAGUAUCCAUCAUCAUUGACGAAGUGGGCGAAAUACGAUAACCGUAAACCAAGCUGUGACCAGUGACCACCGUCCAUCAAUCCAUCAAAGGAUUGGAGUCCAAUUUCGAGUUCCUCUGUAAAUUUAGGUUCGUUGUCCUAGGUGUCGGGGAUUGUCUUGAAGGUGUCUGGUGUCGGAGUCAACAGAAACAAUGGCAUUUUUAGCAGUCUUGGUGGUUGACAGCGAGAGAUAGAGCUUCGGUGGGGCGUUGGGAGUAGGGGAGGGCGUUCAUUGAGUCCAUGGAAUGGGCGGUGGCGAUGGCCUGAGUUCGGUGGAUAGAGGCCGAGUCGUCGACGUAGAGCCGGAGUUUGUGGAGAAGGCCUGAAUUCCAGGUAUGAACUGCAGAUCUUGCACCAACGUCGAGUCUUGAGUCUCCGCCUGGCUGUCGGAGUAGCGAACCAACGCCGCCGUCGAGGAAGUCCUCUAGCUGCUUCUGCUGUUAGGGCGGCGACGACAGGGGUAGUGGUUGAACAAGAACAACAGUCAGAUCUUCGAAAAGCUGUGGGAAUUUUGGAAAUGAGUGAAGUGGCGACACCCGAUGCGGGUGAAGGGAAUGACGGACAGAGAUCAUUCUUGGAUUUGGGGUCAUAUGUUGCGGAUUUGAAUGUAGAAGAUGAUGCAACAAGUGAGGGUAUAUCACUUGAAGGGUUAGAGGUAGAACUAGAAGAGUGUAAAAGUGAUGAUGUAGUUGCAAACAUACUGUCUAAAGGCAUGAAAUUGCGUGAAUACACAAAGGGAGUUGAAAACAAUUUACGGCAGGUUGAACUGGACUCUAUCCAGGAUUACAUAAAAGAAAGUGACAACCUAGUCUCACUUCAUGAUCAAAUUCGUGGCUGCGAUAUUAUUCUUUCACAAAUGGAAGCUCUACUUAGUGGAUUUCAGACAGAAAUAGGUUCUAUAAGCUCAGACAUAAAAAUUCUUCAAGAGAAGUCUAUGGAUAUGGGACUGAAGCUGAAGAAUCGCAAGGUGGCAGAGUCAAAAUUGUCAAAAUUUGUUGAAGAUAUUAUUGUUCCACCAAGGAUGAUUGACAUUAUUGUUGAUGGAGAGGUAAAUGAGGAAUAUAUGAGAACUUUGGAGAUUCUGAGUAAAAAGCUGAAGUUUGCUGAAGGAGAUCCAAUAGUUAAAUCAUCAAAAGCCCUAAAAGAUGUUCAACCUGAACUUGAGAAACUAAGACAGAAGGCGGUAUCAAAGGUGUUUGACUUUAUGGUUCAGAAGCUAUAUGCAUUGAGGAAACCAAAAACAAAUAUCCAGAUCCUUCAACAGAGUGUUCUUUUGAAAUAUAAGUUUAUUAUAUCCUUCCUCAAGGAGCAUGGAAAGGAGGUAUAUCUUGAGGUUCGAGCAGCUUAUAUUGACACAAUGAACAAGGUUUUAAGUGCACAGUUCCGUGCUUAUAUUCAAGCAUUAGAGAAACUGCAAUUGGAUAUAGCAACAUCUAGUGAUCUAAUUGGUGUUGAGGCAAGAAGCAGUAGCCUUUUCUCCAGAGGAAAAGAGCCAUUAAAGAAUCGGUCUGCAGUUUUUGCUUUGGGUGAAAGGAUCAACAUUCUUAAGGAAAUUGAGGAACCUCCUUUGAUUCCACAUAUAUCUGAAGCCAGCUCGAAAAAGUAUCCCUACGAAGUUCUCUUCAGGAGCUUGCACAAACUGCUUUUGGAUACAGCUUCUUCUGAGUAUCUUUUCUGUGAUGUUUUCUCUGGGGAGGAGUCUAUGUUUUAUGAUAUAUUUGCAGGUCCAUUUGCUGUAAUUGAUGAGCACUUCAACUCAGUCCUUCCAAAUUCAUUUGAUGCAAUUGGCCUGAUGCUCAUGAUUCGGAUCAUUCAUCAGCACCAGCUUUUAAUGUCUCGCCGCGGAAUUCCAUGCUUGGAUUCAUUUUUAGAUAAGGUCAACAUUGCAUUAUGGCCACGUUUCAAGAUGGUAUUUGAUUUGCAACUCAAUAGCCUGCGGAAUGCCAAUAUCAGAACUCUCUGGGAGGAUGAUGUUCAUCCACAUUAUGUCAUGAGACGUUAUGCAGAAUUUACUGCCUCACUUAUUCAUCUAAAUGUUGAAUAUGGAGAUGGUCAGCUUGAACUCAAUAUGGAGAGGCUGAGAAUGGCUGUUGAUGACUUGCUUGUGAAGCUUGCAAAAAAGUUCAAAAAACAAAAGCAGCAGACAGUAUUUCUAAUAAACAAUUAUGACAUGACGAUAACUGUUUUGAAGGAAGCUGGUCCAGAUGGUGGUAAAGUUCAACAGCAUUUCGAGGAUUUACUGAAGAACAACACUGCUAUAUUUGUGGAAGAGCUGCUGCUGGAGCACUUCAGUGAUCUUAUCAAGUUUGUUAAGACGAGAGGAUCGGAGGAUCCAAGCUGUGGAUCUGAAGGGCCGAUAACUGCAGCUGAGGUGGAGCCUAUCGUCAAGGACUUUGCAGGGCGAUGGAAGGGGGCGAUAGAGCUGAUGCACAAUGAUGUCAUCACUUCUUUCAGCAAUUUCCUUUGCGGUAUGGACAUACUAAGAGCGGCCUUAACUCAACUGCUGCUGUAUUAUACGAGGCUUUCAGACUCUAUAAAGCGGAUCUCUGGUGGCAAUGCACUGAAUAAGGAUCUCGUCUCCAUUUCUUCAAUCAUGUAUGAGAUCAGAAAAUUCUCGAGGACUUUCUAGCUCACCUCGUCUCUCCUGGCUUCAAGGAUUCGUUUUCAUGUUGCGGUUGCAGUAUGAAUAAUACACACCCUGGGAGAGAAUGGCAGUUUUGUAGCGGCUCGCAACGGGUUACUCAGGUGGUGUGUUCAGGACCCCUUUCUGAGGGAAGCUCUAGCCUCUAGCUUGCAAAGAAGCCUUAUCAUCCAGGAUUAUUAUUCUUAUUAUUUACAAUAAUUUAAAUAUCUAAAAUCUAAAUAAACUUAAAAUUUUAAUAUAAAAUAUUAAUAUUGGGCACCUA